AGGUUUUGUCUUGAUGGUGUGAUGUUGGGCGGCUCUUUUUCUUUCUUAGUAGCAGCUCGCAAACACUUUAAUCCACAUAAGCUCAUGAUGCUUCUCUAAAUCCAUCCAAUCUGUUGAGUGUCUAUACUUAACAGACCUACUCAACAAAUCUGGGUCAAUAUAUUGUACAGUGAAGCUGCGCAUUUACUCUUUCUACUGACACGAGGAUUUAGUCACAUUUUGUCGGAUUGACAGAAUUUGCCUGAAGCGAGCAUCGUCGUCAUGGGGUGCUGAGGUGGAACAAAACCAACAACUUGGGAGUUUGAAAAAGUGACCUCACUUUAGAAAAUGGAGCUCCGAGAUCAAUUGAAGAGCGAUUGGAGCCGGUUCUGUUGCAAUAAGCCACCCAUGGCGUUUGACGCCAGCGAAGAGCAGCAUCUUUUCUGCAGUGAGCUGGACAACGACGCUGCGAGGCCGGAGGGCAGUUCACAUUCAAACGGCAACAUCUGGAUGGACACUGAACCAGCCAGGUUUCAGGGCUGUAACAGUCACUCGUUUGCGAUGGAGGCAAGGAUGAGACUGGAUCAUUUGAAGUCAGGGUGCAAUUCACCCUCGCUUUGUCGUGCCACAGACGGGACAUUAUACAACUACAACUGUCAGAGAGACAUUUGGGACAGUGAGCCAAAAGAAGAAGAGUCUGCUUUGGACUUGGUAGAGCUCCUUGAUGUAGGGGACGAUGUGCAGGAUGAAGAGAGCUGGUUGUACGAGUCUCCAAAGAGGCAGGCGAUUGUGGAGAAAAGCGAGUCGGCUCUCAGAUGGUGCAGACGGGUCCUCGAUAAUCCCAGUCCUGAGGUGGAGGCAGCAUGUCGUCAACUGAUCAACAGGCUGCAUGAGAGAUCAAGCAGUCACUAUUACAGACAUCCUGCAUUUUUUCAUCACAGUGGCACUGCCACUGUGGGCACGUCAAAGGGAAAAUCGGCUCACACAACUCAGGACAACUCUGACAGUUCAGCUACCAAUGACUCCCCAAACACAAGCUACAGACUGGAGGACAUCACAGACGUCCGCAUAAUGGCUCGUAUACAGGAGGCCAGUUUACGGCAAGACUACUUUUCAACGCCUGCCGACACUCCUCCUCGGAGAAGCCCAGAGUCACCAUCUUAUUUCAACACAGCAGUAGAGAAUAUCAACGACCUAAUUCCAGGAAAUAGGAUUGAGGCGACAUCUUCCUCACACUGGCCGCCUCGCCUAUCUUCGCUGAGCUCUCCCUCUUGCCAGUUGCCAACAUCAUCAGAUGCUAAGCAGAGCUGCCAAAGUCCAAAACUGGCCCGACUUCACCAGCAGGUCACCCAGUUCAAGCUGCUUAAACUCGCACAGAAUCAAGCAACAUCAGCAGGCAGGACCAGGUCACCUGCGCGGACCAGCCUCCGCUCUCUCCAGGCUGUUAGGAACAGUCGAAGUCUGGACACCGACGACUGCAUCACUGCUGAUCAAAUCAGUCAUCCGCCAUCGGGUUUGAAUCUGUUGACUCACACUUAAAAAAUACAAAAAAGUAUAAUACCAACAAGAAGACACCACGUUUGUAAUGUUACAUGUACGUAAGCUUGUCCCUAGAGUGGCAACAGAAAUCACACCCGUUAAUCAACUGUCUUUGAAUCCCUUUUUCUGAAACAUCAUUCCCUCAGGUGUGUCAUCUACCAAAAUGGGGUCGAGUAGCUGGUCUCCAUCACUCGCUCCAUCGGUGAGAGACCCCUCGGUUCGGAUGGCGGCCAUGAAGAGGCCAGAGAGGUCUCAGUCUCACAGCCCCAGCAGGAUCACUCAGUCUGCUAAGGGCUACCUGUCUCGUCAUGGACGUGUUUUUGCCUCGUACGAGAAGUCGUCCCCUGUAGCUUGGACGAGCAGCGCACCAUAUUCUCAUCGUUGAAAGACGUCCCCAGUGAAUCCCUGAUACUUAAGCUUAUAGAAUAAUAGAGUAUAAUGCAAACUUAAAGAAAUUCACAUAUUAUUUUUUAAAAAUUUACCUGUAUGGAUGAUAAGCCUGCCUAAUUAUAUAAAUCCUUCAGUUCAUGGCAUGUUGCUCAUAGAUAACGUGUGUACCACAUCUGUGUGAAGUUUCCAUUACAUGGGCUGCGAUUUUAAAUCGUCUUCCUCUUUGUGUAGCUGGCACCGUUGUGAGCAACACCUGAUAGCAGCAUCCUGUAGGGGUGGAAUUUAAACCAGGACACUAGAGCUGCAAUUAACUAUUAUUUCCAUUAUCGAUUAUCUUCUUAAUUAGUCGAUCUGUUGUUUGGUCCAUAAAAUGGUGAAAAAUGUUGAUUGUGUUUCCACAACCAAAAGAUGAUGUUUUGUUUUGUCCACACACCAAAGAGUCAGUUUACUGUCAUAGAGGAGCAAAGAAACCAGAUAAUAUUCACAUUCAAGAAGCUGAAAUCCUUUUGAUUGAUUACUAAUCGAUUAACUGUUGUUCUCUGCACAAAAACCCUAAAAUAUGUGGACUAUCGCUAAAUAAAUAAAUAGUUAAA
Scophthalmus maximus (turbot) is the source of this 2501-nucleotide messenger RNA. Its product is annotated as SLAIN motif-containing protein-like. The record is from RefSeq and is a predicted model, not a curated record. NCBI's taxonomy places the organism in Eukaryota, Metazoa, Chordata, Actinopteri, Pleuronectiformes, Scophthalmidae. Gene Ontology annotation, biological process: microtubule nucleation; cytoplasmic microtubule organization; positive regulation of microtubule polymerization. The transcript has 6 exons. Gene Ontology annotation, cellular component: microtubule plus-end. Bases 328 to 1518 code for a protein of 396 amino acids.